UCACUGUAGGAAAAACUAAGCCCUGAGUCAUAGGAGCCUGUAGUACGUUUGCCUUGCUUUCCCCACAGGUUCUCGUCCUUCUCAUCUACUGCCUCAGAACCUUUUCUUUCCUCUCUUAUGCUAAGUUCCUUUUACACUGAAGCUGUGCAGGGGGAUUUAAAUUCCAACCCGGAACUCAGAAUCGCACGCCUUGCAUGACGGGAGUCGUGGUUUCUGUGACUACUCCAUGACCGCCUUUCACGUCGAUUUCUCCUCUCAGUCAAACACUACAAUUCCCAGAAUUCAACUACAGGUGGAGCCGCCCAUUUGCGCACGCGCCCUGAGGCCGCAGGAUUUGAAUCGGCGGCGUUGUUAUUGACGCCAUAUUGGGGCCGGCGGCGGGUGGAAGAGUCGUACAGUACAGGGGGAAGCAGUUGGACGUGUUCUCCUGAGCUGUUGCUGCCGCAGCAGCCUCGCAGUCCCUCGACAGCGACUGCUGCUCGCGAACUGCUGGCCGCGCUCGGGCGUAUCAGGAGCUGCGUCUCGGCCUCCCUCCCCACGGGGCUGGUAUCGACUUCCGAAGGAAGCAGGUUUCAGCUCAGGAGCGACUCAGGCGCGGCGCAAAAGCUUGAACGGACGGCGGGGGCGGCCGGAGCCUCUCCCGUGGGAGCCGCGUCUGAAGAGGCGGAAGAGCCCCCCACUGACGCGGCCGGCGUGCGCUGCCGCCCGCCCCUCCCGCUCUCGCCCGGGUCUGCCCUGGCCACUGCCCCUGCCGCGGAGGCAGCGGCGGCGGCGGCUCUCCGCGACCCGCCUGGCUCCUGCUGAGCCCGUGGCUUAGGCGCCCCUCGGGUCCCCUCCCGUCACCCCUCUCCGACCCCACCCGAGCCCGGCGCCUCGGCUGCCUGAGGCCAUGGCGUGCGGAGCCACUCUGAAAAGGACUCUGGAUUUCGACCCGCUGCUGAGCCCGGCGUCCCCGAAGCGGAGACGAUGUGCGCCAUUAUCAGCGCCCACCUCGACCGCCGCCUCCCCGUCGUCGGCGGCCGCGGCCACCGCCGCCUCCUUUUCGGCCGCGGCCGCCUCGCCGCAGAAGUAUCUCCGAAUGGAGCCGUCCCCCUUUGGCGACGUCUCCUCCCGCCUCACCACAGAACAAAUCUUGUACAACAUAAAACAGGAGUAUAAACGCAUGCAGAAGAGAAGACAUUUAGAAACUAAUUUCCAACAGACAGAUCCAUGUUGUAGUUCUGAUGCACAACCACAUGCAUUUCUUCUCAGUGGACCAGGCUCACCAGGGACAUCAUCUGCAACAUCCUCACCAUUAAAAAAAGAACAGCCCUUAUUUACCCUACGGCAGGUUGGAAUGAUCUGUGAACGUUUGUUGAAAGAACGUGAAGAGAAAGUACGAGAAGAGUAUGAAGAAAUAUUGAACACAAAACUUGCAGAACAAUAUGAUGCAUUUGUGAAGUUUACCCAUGAUCAAAUAAUGCGACGAUAUGGAGAACAGCCUGCUAGUUAUGUUUCAUGAAUCACGUUUUCUGCAUUUGUGGGCUGCCUUGUUCCUUGUGGAGUUGUUGCAGGAGGUCCCAAUUCAGACAUGCAGCAAUGCCAAUACCCCCCUGUGAAUACAGGUUAUUUCAAGCUUUCGUCAGUGGCAACUCUUAGGCAGCAGCAGCUGGUUUUGGAAAUUUCCCUGAUGUCAGUACCACCUGGAUGUGGACUUAGGCUACCUGUAUUAAUACCAGUGGCCUCAUUUUGUUGUAUCCUUACAAUUUGGCUUCUUAUGUGUUUGAAAAGGAUUAAAGCUGGUGUUCUAGAACAUGCCCUUUGCUGGUUGUGUAAAUAAAACUGUAGAAUGACACUUCAGAUGAAGUUAGUGUGAUUUUAAUUGUGCACUACAACCAAGCUGUAACCAGUUAUUAAUAAUUUAGAAUGUAAUCCCAGGACAAUAUUAAGCAAAUAGCCUACAGUGCUUCCUAUGACAUAGUGGAGGAGGAGGGCAUUUCUGUAUUCCAGGACUUCUUGGGGUUUCAGAAUGGGUUUAUAUGAUUCUUUUUUUUUUUUUUUUUUUUUGGUAGUUUUAUUUAUUCUAUCGGUCUUUUUAACAAAUGUUUAUUGCUGCAUUUCCCCCACCCCCCAGUGUAUCAUUGUUUUAUUGCCCUUGUAGUACUGGAAUUUAGUUGGAAGAAUAAAACAUUUACUUCUGUU
This is a messenger RNA of Oryctolagus cuniculus (rabbit), 2181 nucleotides long. It is a transcript of the gene AKIRIN2, whose product is annotated as akirin 2. Gene Ontology annotation, biological process: positive regulation of innate immune response; positive regulation of transcription by RNA polymerase II. The record is from RefSeq and is a predicted model, not a curated record. Gene Ontology annotation, cellular component: nucleus; chromatin. NCBI's taxonomy places the organism in Eukaryota, Metazoa, Chordata, Mammalia, Lagomorpha, Leporidae. Gene Ontology annotation, molecular function: transcription coregulator activity.